Molecule: messenger RNA, 6415 nt
Organism: Juglans microcarpa x Juglans regia
Lineage: Eukaryota; Viridiplantae; Streptophyta; Magnoliopsida; Fagales; Juglandaceae
Product: NF-X1-type zinc finger protein NFXL1
Exons: 13
Coding region: 233-6178 (1981 amino acids)
Biological process (GO): potassium ion transmembrane transport; regulation of DNA-templated transcription
Cellular component (GO): nucleus; membrane
Molecular function (GO): DNA-binding transcription factor activity, RNA polymerase II-specific; RNA polymerase II transcription regulatory region sequence-specific DNA binding; potassium ion transmembrane transporter activity
Source: RefSeq, a predicted model, not a curated record
UAUCUAUUUUUAUGUAUAUAUAUUCUUCAAACUCUCCAACUCCACCACAAGCUUCCCAUUCAGGACGGGUCGGGACCCAUACAUAACUCGGUUUUCUCUUCUUCCCCGUGGAAGUUCCUUGAAAACUGGGCCAUACAAAAGAAAUCAUCUUCGAUCGGUUGUAAUCUUGGUGCUGGAUUAUUUUCGUUUGGAGUCGGUGGAUACUAGCUUUGGGUGUUUGGCUUCGGAUAAUAUGAGCUCUCAAGCUGGAAAUGAUCGAAGGGAUAGAACUAGAUUUCCUGCUCAAGGUGUUCGCCACCAGUGGGUCGUGAGGGGAUCCGUUGAAACCACCAUUGUGAACACAAACCUGAUCCAAAACCCAAACCCAAACCCAAACCCAAACCCAAACAUAGAGCCACUAUUGAGUUUAAAUCCCAAUCCCAGAAAUGGUGGGAACCUGAAUUAUGGUUCUGCACCACCAGAGAGUCGGCCUAGGGGGACUAAUGGUCCAAGGGGAUACAUGGGUCGGCCAGCGUAUCCAAGGAGGGACAGGAUGAGGGAGAAGGAGAAGGAGAAGGAGGGGGAGAGGGAGAGCCAGGGUGGAAAGGCAUUGAAAGACUCUAAGGUGCCUCAGCUUGUGCAAGAAAUUCAGGAGAAGCUCAUGAAGGGCACUGUUGAAUGCAUGAUUUGUUAUGACAUGGUGCGGAGGUCAGCACCGGUUUGGUCUUGCUCAAGCUGUUACUCUAUUUUUCAUCUGAAUUGUACCAAGAAAUGGGCUCGGGCUCCUACUUCUGUUGACUUAUCUGCUGAGAAAAGUCAGGGACUUAAUUGGCGAUGUCCUGGAUGUCAGUCUGUGCAGCUUACAUCGUCCAAGGAGGUUCGGUAUGUUUGCUUUUGUGGGAAGAGGACAGACCCACCUUCUGAUCUGUACUUGACUCCGCAUUCAUGUGGUGAACCAUGUGGUAAGCCACUUGAAAAGGAGAUCCCAAAAGCUGGUGAGAGUGGUGAGGAUCUUUGCCCUCAUGUCUGUGUUUUGCAAUGCCACCCAGGUCCUUGCCCGCCUUGUAAGGCAUUUGCCCCGUCACGUUUGUGCCCAUGUGGGAAGAAACAAAUUACGACACGGUGCUCUGAUCGAAAGUCUGUUCUUACUUGUGGUCAGCGCUGUGACAAGCUUCUUGAGUGUAGGCGUCACAGGUGUGAUCGGACUUGCCAUGUGGGACCUUGUGAUCCUUGUGAGGUUCUUAUCCAUGCAUCUUGUUUCUGCAAGAAGAAGGUGGAGGCUGUUCUUUGUGGAGACAUGGCUGUGAAGGGAGAAGUGAAAACUGAGGAUGGUGUUUUUUCUUGUAAUUCUACUUGUGGGAGGAAGCUUAUAUGUGGUAAUCAUGUCUGCUGUGAAAUUUGCCAUCCAGGGUCUUGUGGAGAGUGCGAGUUAAUGCCAAGCAGGGUUAAGACUUGCUAUUGUGGGAAAACAAGCUUGCAGGAGGAUCGGCAGAGCUGUUUGGACCCAAUUCCAACAUGUUCUAAAAAAUGUGGCAGGCCCCUUCCUUGUGGGAUGCACCAUUGUACGGAGGUGUGCCAUGCUGGGGAUUGUCCACCAUGUUUGCUUAAGGUCUCUCAAAAAUGUCGCUGUGGAUCAACCUCUCGAACUGUGGAAUGCUAUAAAACAACAUUGGAACAGAAAUUUACUUGUGAUAAACCUUGUGGACGGAAGAAGAAUUGUGGAAGGCACAGGUGCAGUGAACGAUGCUGUCCACUGUCUAAUUCAAGCAACCUCCUCCCUGGGGAGUGGGAUCCACACUUUUGCUCAAUGGCGUGUGGGAAGAAGCUUAGGUGCGGGCAGCAUGCUUGUGAAUCACUGUGUCACAGCGGCCAUUGCCCUCCUUGCCUUGAAACAAUUUUCACUGAGUUGAUGUGUGCAUGUGGAAGGACUUCAAUCCCUCCUCCAUUGCCUUGCGGUACUCCUCCUCCUUCAUGUCAGCUCCCUUGUUCAGUUCCUCAGCCUUGUGGCCACUCAUCUUCUCACAGCUGCCACUUUGGAGACUGCCCACCUUGUUCUGUGCCUAUAGCGAAGGAAUGCAUUGGCGGACAUGUUGUCCUUAGGAAUAUACCUUGUGGUUCAAAGGAGAUCAGAUGUAACAAGCUUUGUGGGAAGACCAGGCAGUGUGGUAUGCAUGCUUGUGGCAGGACUUGCCACCCAUCACCUUGUGAUACUUCAACUGGAUCUCCACCAGGUUUGAAAACUUCUUGUGGGCAGACAUGUGGUGCUCCUCGGAGAGAUUGUAGGCACACUUGUAAAGCACCUUGUCACCCUUCUGCUCCUUGUCCGGAUGUAAGAUGUGAUGUCCCUGUAACAAUUGCAUGUUCUUGUGGCCGGAUAACAGCAACUGUUCCUUGUGAUGCUGGAGGCAGCAACGGCAACUUUAGUGCUGAUACUGUGCAUGAGGCUUGCAUUAUCCAAAGGCUGCCGGUGCCACUUCAACCAGUGGAAGCAACUGGUAAGAAAAUUCCCCUUGGGCAGAGGAAGCUUAUGUGUGAUGAUGAAUGUGCUAAGUUAGAACGUAAACGGGUUCUGGCAGAUGCUUUUGAUAUUAGUCCAAACUUAGAGGCUCUUCAUUUUGGCGAGAAUUCUGUUGUAUCUGAAGUGCUUGCAGACCUCUACAGACGUGAUCCAAAGUGGGUAUUGGCUGUGGAGGAGAGAUGUAAGUUCUUGGUACUUGGCAAGAGCAAAGGAACUACAGGUGGUCUUAAGGUUCAUGUUUUCUGUCCAAUGCUGAAGGAUAAGAGAGAUGCAGUAAGGCUGAUUGCAGACAGAUGGAAGCUUGCCAUUCAUUCUGCUGGUUGGGAGCCCAAGCGUUUUGUUGUGGUUCAUGUUACACGCAAAUCGAAAGCCCCUCCUCGUGUGAUUGGUGUUAAGGGUUCCACUGCCUUGAAUGCACCCCAUCCUCCUGCUUUUGAUCCUUUGGUAGACAUGGAUCCAAGGCUGGUUGUUUCUUUUCCCGAUUUGCCAAGAGAUGCAGAUAUAAGUGCAUUGGUCUUGAGGUUUGGCGGGGAAUGCGAACUAGUUUGGCUGAAUGACAAUAAUGCAUUGGCUGUAUUUAGUGAUCCUGCCCGAGCAGCGACUGCUAUGAGGAGAUUGGAUCAUGGGACUGCAUAUCAUGGAGUUGUUGUGGUUCUACCUAAUGGUGGUGCAGCAGCAGCAUCUUCAGCUACAAAUGCCUGGGUAGGAGCAGGGAUGGCCAAGGAAGGGGGAGCAGUUGCAGCUCUGAAGGGUAACCCAUGGAAGAAGGCCGUUAUUCAUGAGCCUGGUUGGAAGGAAGAUUUUUGGGGUGAAGAAGAGUGGUCUAGUGGGUCUGCAGAUAUGCAGGCUUCUGCGUCGAAAAAAGAAGGUCCAAUUGCCGCUUCAGUAAAUCGGUGGAGUGUCCUAGAUUCUGAAAAGUCUUCGAGUUCAUCCACUGCACCUCACAGAAUUGGGGAUCCUGAGAAAGGGGCAAGUAGUCAAUCUGGUUUGGUAUUGGAAUCUGAUGCGAGUGGCCUGAGUUCAUCACGGCAGCAUCAAGAUAAUUUUAGUGCAACAGAAAUGUCUGAGGUGGUUGAUGACUGGGAGAAGGCUUAUGAUUGUUCCUUCAGACUACCAGCUGUCGGUGUCAUUUGGGCAUUCCCUCUAUGUUACCUAUUAGGUGUCAGUGCCGUUCCGACAAACAGCCUCUGGACCCUUCACUUUGUAGUUCCGGCACCUCUAUUAGGCAUUGGCUUCAUCGCCGGGCAGUCCCAUAUCUAUCUAUAUAGUUCAGUUUAUCAUUAUAUUGUCAAUCUUAUCACCAAUAUGGAUAGUUCACCGAGCCCUGGCACCUUCUCCAAUGACAAGAGGAUGGCAUGGAAGCGUAUACUUCUUUUCUCAUUUCAAAGCCUUGGAGUAAUUUAUGGUCAAAUAAGUACUGCUCCCCUGUAUGUCUUUGGGACAAUUUCUGCACAAGAUAUCAACUCAGAGGACGCUGUAUAUGAGCUCUUCUCGUUUAUUUUCUGGACAAUGACCAUCAUUUCUUUACUGAAGUAUUCCUAUAUAGUACUAAUGGCUGAUGAUGAUGGAGAGGGUGGUACUUUUGCUCUGUACUCACUAUUAUGCAGGCAUGCGAAAGUAGGUCUGCUUCCAAUUGACAGAAGUGCAAAUGAGACUAUGAAUUAUGAGGCAGGAAGCCAUUUUGAGGUCAAGGUGGAAUCAAGGGCAAGAAGGGCCAUUGCGAAACAUAAAAGUAGUCAAUAUUUGGUGUUGUUCUUGGCUCUUUUUGGUUCUUGCAUGACAAUUGGUGUUGGGGUGCUUACCCCGGCUCUUUCUGUGUUCUCAGCUUCAUCAGGUGUCCAAAGAUCAUUGUCGGAUAUGACACAUAAAUUUUUUUCUUCACAAAGAACACAGAAUUCUGUCUCAAGAGCUUUAGAAAGAUAUGUACCAGUUCCCUCUGCAUGUGCUAUAUUGGUAUGCCUUUUCAUGCUGCAGCACUAUGGGACACAUAAUAUCGCGUUUAUGUUUGCUCCAAUUAUCAGUAUUUGGCUGUUAUUUAUAAGUGCAGUGGGCAUAUAUAAUAUGUUUUAUUGGAACAAAAAAAUCAUCCUUGCGAUCUCCCCAGUAUACAUGUACAGAUUUGCGCAAAAUAUUGGUGUUAAAAGUUGGAGAUCUUUAGGCAGCAUCAUCCUAUGUGUAGCAGGAUCAGAGGCCAUGUUUGCAGAUCUAGGUCAUUUCUCCAAGAAAUCAAUCAAGAUUGCUUUUGUCUGCCUGAUUUAUCCAGUCCUCAUCGCAUGCUAUGCGGGUCAAGCUUCAUAUAUGUCCAAAAACUUGCAUGUUAUACAUUUUAAUCAUCUAAGUGAAUCUGUCCCUGGAGCUAUUCGCCAUUUAUUCGUUGCGUUAUCCCUACUUGCCUCAGUUGUAGGAAGCCAAGCAACCAUAACAGCCAGUUUCUCUGUUAUAAACCAGUGCCUGUCACUUAAUUGUUUUCCCAGGGUGAAAGUCAUUCAUACAUCAGAUAAGAUACGUGGACAGGUCUAUAUUCCUGACGUCAACUGGUUACUGAUGAUCCUCAGCCUUACAGUCACAAUUGUUUUCCACAACAUUGUGAAAAUUGGUAAUGCAACAGGAUUGGCGGUAGUUUCUGGAAUGCUUGUAACGACAUGUCUUAUGUCUCUUGUAAUUGCUCUGUACUGGGAGAAGAGUCUGCUUCUAUCCGCAUGCUUUUUGAUAUUCUUUGGCUUCAUCGAGAUCACAUAUCUGUCAGCCUGUAUGUUGAAUUUUCACCAAGGAGCUUGGUAUCUUGUUUUCCUUUUGGCAUUGUCCUUGACCAUCAUGCUUGCAUGGCAUUAUGGAACCAAGAAGAAGUACGAAUUUGAUUUAGAGAACAAGGUGUCAACAGAAUGGCUUACAGAACUUAGCUUAGGCCUUGGAGUUUGCAGGGUGCCUGGAAUUGGGUUCAUUUACACAGAUAUAGUAACUGGAAUCCCAUCCUUUUUCUCACACUUCAUUGCCAAUCUUCCUGCAUUUCAUCAGGUGCUGAUUUUUGUUUCCUUCAAGUCUCUACCAGUGCCUUAUGUCCCCCCGAGUCGAAGGUAUCUUAUAGGAAGAGUAGGACCUAAAGAUUACAAAAUAUAUCGUUGCAUUGUGAGACAUGGGUACCGUGAUCACAUUAAGGACACUGAUGACUUCGAGGAAGAGAUUAUUCGUUCCAUUGGAGAAUUCAUUGCCAUUGAAGAAAAUGAUCUUGAAUCCCUGAAUUCCCAGGAAGGCAGAAUGAUUGUUAUUGGAAAGCCACUGCCAGAUGGGAAUGCCUUGGUUCCACUAAAUGAUACCAACUCAUAUGAAGGUUCUGCAAACUUUGAAAACAAUGACUCUCAGACAAGUACAUUGGGUCCUUCAUUAGAGAGCAGCUGUGCUCCUGUAAACAGGAAAAAGGUCAGGUUCAUGUUGCCUCCGAAUAGUCCAAAAAUGCAGGUAUCUGUGAGGAAGGAGCUACAAGAGCUAAUUGAUGCAAGGGAAAGUGGUACUGCAUAUGUCCUGGGACAGUCACAUUUAGCAUUGCGUCAAGGCUCAAACUUUCUAAAGCGGUUCUUGAUCAAGACAUACAUUUUUUGUGACAAAAACUGCCGAGAACCUCCAGUGGCCCUGAACAUUCCUCAUGCUGCUCUUGUUGAGGUUGGUAUGGUCUACACAAUAUAAACUUGUACAUCAUUGUAAUGAAGUUUAUUACAGCAAAGGAAAUGAGGGAAAAAUUUGCUAAAGAAAGAAACAAAGUGAUAGAAGAAAAGAAAAAUAACAUAGUGGUUUGAGUUGUAAGUCCAAUAUAGUCUAGAUGAAGGAGUUCAAAAGGAAACAGAAAACAGUACACUAAAAGCAAAUAUUUUUGCUAAAAUUUGAUUAUAUUGAUGGUAACCAACCACAAAAUAACUAAAUCAA